This is a messenger RNA of Manduca sexta (tobacco hornworm), 2184 nucleotides long. Its product is annotated as putative nuclease HARBI1. Bases 1387 to 2181 code for a protein of 264 amino acids. The record is from RefSeq and is a predicted model, not a curated record. NCBI's taxonomy places the organism in Eukaryota, Metazoa, Arthropoda, Insecta, Lepidoptera, Sphingidae. The transcript has 4 exons.
UGUAAACCCAUCAUGUAGAUCCUGAACAAGUCGUUCACAGACGAAAGAAAGGUAUUGGGAAACAAACGUCGCAUCUAUACUAUUUAUACUUUUUCGAGACAAAUAUUUACAUCUUCGAAAUAUUAAUAUGUAAAUCCAAUGAAUACUGGAACACUACAUCAGGUUACGGUUUGUUCUGGCCUACGUUUAUGGGAUAAUAUUUCUUAUACGCGAGUAGAAUGUUUUAAUUCACAAAAUUUAGAUGAAAGCAGUUUAAUUAGUUCUUUUAUGUAUAGUGAUACGCAUCUUUCUAUAAAAUAUUCAACAUGAGAAUAUUAUUUUGACAGAUACUGCGAAUCACGCUACGUUGCUUACACACAUUAUAGACUUAUAAAAAAUAAAUAUAGUUAAUUAUUUACACAAAGUUUACAGUUUUUGUUUAACAUUAUCUAUAUUUAAAAAAAGCACUACAUGUUUGAAUUUUAAUUAUUUAGUAGUGUAACUGAGUAAAUGUUAUGUUAACAAGAAAAUACUAAACACAAAGAAGAAGGUGAUUUGGGUCAACGAAUUUACACUAUGAAAAUAUUUUUCAUCAGCAAUUUUCAAUUAUUCAGUUAUCAAUAGAAGAUGAAUGAAUAAAUCGAAAUAGCCCGAAACGUGACUGACGCGCGUUUUGUCAUACACGUCCAAUCAGUCGUCAUUCGUACGAAACUGAGGCCCUACUUCGAAAAACGAAAUCCGUAGUUUCGGAUGACGGAUCGCACGUUUUCUUACUACGAAGUGUUACGGAUCCGAUGACGAAUUCGACGACGGAUCCGAAAUCGGAUUUUGACACUAAUGACAUUUUUACUUUCGUCGGCCGCACUACGAAAAUAAAUUUGACAUAAAAUACAUCGUUUGUUCGUACGGAUCAUAACCUCAAUUUUACGAAAGCUCUAAGCCUUUCGUUUGAUUUUUCUUUGGUUCUUUAGAGGUUUUGAAAUGGCUCGAUUCCUUCUUUAUGAAGACUUGUUGCGAGAAGAAAGUACUCAGCGAAGUCGGAAGCGACUAAAACUGCGUGAAACCUUCGUUCAUCGAAAUAUUCCAGACAUGGAAUUUAUAAGAACAUAUAGAGUUUCGACAACGAUUUUUGAAACCAUCUGUGAGGAAAUAGUUCCACUGCUUCCUCCAAAAAAAAAUAUACGGCGUAUUGAUCCUACCACUAAGGUAAGCUACAGAAUAAAUAUUACUUUUUACCUUUCUUAAGAACUUAGCUGGAAGCAGUAGUCAAUGUCUAUAUAAACUUAUUUGGUUAUUAGAGGCACUGUAUACUAAAAUGACCCAUGAUAAUUUCAGAUUUUGACUGCGCUUAAUUUUUAUGCCAGGGGCAGUUAUCAGGGAGCAGUGGGACUAAGUAUAGAUGGGUCCAUGGCCCAGCAAACAACUUCUAAGUGCCUCAGGCAAGUUACUGAGGCAUUCAAUCAGCCUCAUAUAUUGGCAAAAUUUAUAAGGUUUCCUCAAAACCGGCAGGAAAGGACUCUUAUAAAAGAACAAUUUUAUCAAAAAUAUGGAAUUCCAGGCAUAUGUGGAUGCAUUGACUGUACCCAUAUAGCCAUAAUAAAACCUGCAAUGAAUGAAAACCGAUUUUUUAAUAGAAAGCAUUUCCAUUCUAUUAAUUGCCAAGUGAUAUGUGACGAAAAUUGCAACAUUUUAAAUGUUGAUGCGUCUUUUGGUGGAGCCACACAUGACUCCUUUAUAUGGCAAAAUAGUGAAAUUAGGGAGCAUCUAGAAGGUCUCACUACAAACACAGAUGAGACGGCCAUGCUAUUGGGAGAUUCUGGCUAUCCUCUCAGGAGAUACCUAAUGACCCCAGUGGUUGGCGCUUUAGAUGACUCACCAGCAGGAAAUUAUAAUGCCAUACAUAAAAGGGCACGGUCCACCAUAGAGCGUACCUUCGGCAUUUUAAAAGGCAGAUGGAGGUGUCUUUUGGGUGCCAGACAGCUGCAUUAUAGCCCUGAGGUCGCAGGAAAGAUUACAAUAGCGUGUUGUGUUUUACACAACAUAUAUAAUGCAGCUGGCUUGGAUCCAUUGCAUUUGAUAGUUGAAGAAUCGCAACAGGAAAGUCAAAUGCAACAGAGUGCUGAAAAUCAUGGAGGGCUUGCUCUAUUAGAAGGGCACCGAGCUCGAAAUGAACUGAUACAAUUACUCAACAGAAACAUUUAAAAG